AUGACACAUACUGGUGCACUGCGAGGUCAUUGGUCGCUGGUGGCAAAAAAGGCUUGCGUGGCUGGACAGAAUGCUGAUAACAACCACUAUUUACAGGGCUUGUUGACUUCGCGGCAUGGAAAGGUGGUCAUGGAGGUGGUCAUGGAGGUGGUCAUGGAGGUGGUCAUGGAGGUGGUCAUGGAGGUGGUCAUGGAGGUGGUCAUGGAGGUGGUCAUGGAGGUGGUCAUGAGGGUGCAAUGGGUGGAUGUGGAACGCUAG
Messenger RNA from Pyricularia grisea, 258 nucleotides. RefSeq lists its product as uncharacterized. The record is from RefSeq and is a predicted model, not a curated record. The transcript is spliced from 2 exons. Lineage: Eukaryota; Fungi; Ascomycota; Sordariomycetes; Magnaporthales; Pyriculariaceae. Bases 1 to 258 code for a protein of 85 amino acids.